CGCCAUCAUCCUUUCUCCAACUCCUUCCUAUCACCUCGCUGCUCCUUCCAUCAUCGCCCUGAUCGUUAUUCGUAAAGCUCAUUCUUUCGUUUCCUUUUCCUCGCUCAUUUUGCCUCCUUGCCUAUCAUGAAGGCUUCCUUGCUCACAGCUUCUGUGCUGCUGGGCUAUGCCUCCGCCGAGGUUCACAAGCUCAAGCUCAACAAGGUUCCCCUUACAGAGCAGUUCAUCACGCGCAACAUUGCCGACCAUGCAAAUGCCCUAGGCCAGAAGUACAUGGGCCAGUUCCAGCAGCAUGUACUUGAGGACGAGCCAGUCAACGCCAUGCGCGGUCACGAUGUGCUGGUCGACAAUUUCAUGAACGCCCAGUACUUCUCCGAAAUCCAGCUCGGUACCCCCCCUCAGACCUUCAAAGUUGUCCUUGACACAGGUAGCUCCAACCUAUGGGUGCCAUCGUCAGAGUGUGGCUCUAUCGCUUGUUACCUGCACCAGAAGUUCGACUCUUCUGCCUCGUCCACAUACAAGAAGAAUGGUAGUGAAUUUGCCAUCAAGUACGGAUCCGGCAGCUUGAGCGGAUUCGUGUCCAGGGACAACCUGCAGAUUGGCGACUUGAAGGUUAAGGGACAAGACUUCGCCGAGGCUACCAGUGAGCCCGGGUUGGCUUUUGCAUUUGGCCGUUUUGACGGUAUCCUUGGCCUCGGAUUUGACACCAUCUCCGUCAACAGGAUCGUCCCUCCGUUUUAUAACAUGAUCCACCAGGGUCUGCUCGAUGAGCCGGUCUUUGCUUUCUACCUUGGUGAUGCCAACAAGGAUGGCGACAGCUCCGUUGCCACCUUUGGUGGUAUUGACAAGGAUCAUUACGAGGGCGAGCUGAUCAAGAUUCCCCUUCGCCGCAAGGCCUACUGGGAGGUUGACCUUGACGCCAUUGCUCUUGGCGAUGAGGUUGCUGAGCUCGAGAACACUGGUGUCAUCCUCGACACCGGUACCUCUCUAAUUGCUCUUCCUUCCAACCUCGCUGAGAUGAUUAACACCGAGAUCGGUGCCACAAAGGGUUUCACUGGCCAGUAUACCAUUGACUGCGCCAAGCGCGACUCUCUUCCUGACCUCACUUUUACUCUGACCGGCCACAACUUCACCAUUGGUCCUUAUGACUACACCCUCGAGGUCCAGGGUUCCUGCAUCAGUGCCUUCAUGGGCAUGGACUUCCCCGAGCCAGUUGGCCCUCUUGCUAUCCUCGGUGACGCCUUUCUACGCAAGUGGUACAGCGUAUAUGACCUUGGCAACGGUGCCGUUGGUCUCGCCAAGGCCAAGUAAAGGUUAGGAAACUGUCGUUAAUGUGCCUAAACCGUUCUUGUUGGGCCGCUUGCUUCCGCUUGGGUGCAAAGCUCAAUCUGGACAGCUCGGCAGCUGUUUCUGUUAUGAUUUCAGGAUCUGAUUUCGAGGCUGAGCAGCACCUGUGGACCUUCUCUUCCUAAUCGACGAUUCAUUGUGAUAUUGUUGUGGUUUUAUCGUUACUGAAUUUCGUCCGAGCUAGUGGUGCCUUGACUUCAAGUAGCAUUUAGAACUGUAGUCAGGAAUGGCCAUUU
Molecule: messenger RNA, 1583 nt
Organism: Aspergillus nidulans FGSC A4
Lineage: Eukaryota; Fungi; Ascomycota; Eurotiomycetes; Eurotiales; Aspergillaceae
Product: proteinase A
Exons: 4
Coding region: 127-1311 (394 amino acids)
Biological process (GO): proteolysis
Cellular component (GO): fungal-type vacuole; vacuolar lumen
Molecular function (GO): aspartic-type endopeptidase activity
Source: RefSeq, a predicted model, not a curated record